AUGGAGAAGUACCCCGACGAUAAGCCCUCUCUGGUGAAGAACCAGGCUCAUGACGUGGUUGAUGACCCCAUGGAGGGAAAAGCUCUACCAGUCAGGGCUUUUUCCAAGCCAUGGCUGAGAGACAUCCUUCUCACCGUCGAGACGAGCGGCAUUAGGCGGGUGACAGAGGACCAACGACGUCAGAACACCAGCAAGGUGUGGAAUGCUUGCACUUUCUGGAUGAGCGCCAACAUGGCUGUAGCAACCCUCAAUGUCGGAUCUUUGGGCGGCAGCCUUGGCUUGUCGUUCUGGGAUUGUUUUGCUAUUAUCGUAGUGGUCAAUGUCUUCAGCUGCAUGAUUCCAGCAUGGACGGCAGGAUUUGGAUUGACGGGAUUGCGAAUGACGUCCUUUUCUCGUUACUCCUUCGGCUACUGGGGCAAUCUUCUUGUUGUCGUCUUUUCGAUGGUCUCGACAACGGGCUGGAAUGCCGUGAACUCCAUCUCUGGGGCAUCCGUUCUGACUGCGCUCUCUGACGGGAAAUGCCCGACGUGGCUCGGAGUUGUCAUUAUCUGUACCACUGUCUGGGUCAUCUGCGCCCUUGGUAUUCAUUGGAUCCAUCAUCUCGACGCUUUCCUCUGGAUUCCCCCGUUCGUGGUUUGGUGUUUCACUGCCGGUUUCGGUUCUUCACACUUCUCUGGAGAUGCUAUCAAGACUCCGUCCGGGGCAAAUGGGGCAGCAGCGUCACUCUCGUACAUUGCGGUCAUAUUCUCUUUUGCGGUGUCUUGGAUCAAUUGCGCUGCCGACUAUAAUGUCAGGAUGCCAGUUAACACGUCCAGGGCUCGUAUCUUCAUUGCAACCUAUGUGGGCAUCGCCGUCCCCACCAUCCUGGUUCAGACCCUAGGCGCCGCGCUAUAUACUAGCACUGAGAUCAAUCCACACUGGAAGUUGGCAUUCAAGGAGGACGGCAUUGGAGGUCCCCUCAAAUUGGCAUUGGAACCGGCUGGAGGGUUCGGAAAGUUUCUUCUGGUGCUUGCAGGAUUAAGUGCCAUUCCAAACAACAUCCCGAACAACUAUUCCUUCGCCAUGCAUGCGCAGAACUUUGGCCCAUGGGCGGCCCGCAUUCCUCGAAUAUUUCUGGUCACUCUUGGAUUUAUUGUAGCUGUCAUCGUGGGUGCAUGCGCUGCUGAAUUCUUCAAUGAUACCCUUCAGACGUUCCUGAGCAUCAUUGGUUACUGGACAAUCAUUCAUUUGACCGUCGUUGCAGAGGAACAUAUCAUCUUCCGAGCACAUCGCUGGAGUCGAUAUAACUUGGAUGCUUGGAACCAGCCCGAUCUCCUUCCUUUCGGCUGGGCGGCAAUCGGAGCUUUUGGGUUUGGAUUCAUGGGCGCAGCUUUGGGAAUGAAGACAGCUUGGUAUACAGCUCCGAUCGCGAGGUUGAUUGGAAGCAAAGGCGCAAACAUUGGCCACGAGCUAACCUUUGCCUUUUCCGCGUUGACUUUCCCAGUGUUCCGGUAUCUAGAGAAAAGAUACGGUGGUAAAUAG
This is a messenger RNA of Cladophialophora psammophila CBS 110553, 1521 nucleotides long. RefSeq lists its product as uncharacterized. Gene Ontology annotation, molecular function: transmembrane transporter activity. NCBI's taxonomy places the organism in Eukaryota, Fungi, Ascomycota, Eurotiomycetes, Chaetothyriales, Herpotrichiellaceae. Bases 1 to 1521 code for a protein of 506 amino acids. The transcript has 4 exons. Gene Ontology annotation, biological process: transmembrane transport. The record is from RefSeq and is a predicted model, not a curated record. Gene Ontology annotation, cellular component: plasma membrane.